This is a messenger RNA of Cuscuta campestris, 819 nucleotides long. Lineage: Eukaryota; Viridiplantae; Streptophyta; Magnoliopsida; Solanales; Convolvulaceae. The record is from the annotation of a GenBank genome assembly.
CGAUCUGUUUAAUACUCCGUGGACAAGUGGUUGGCAGAUCUAUUGCAGGUGCAGGAAAAAAAAAAAAAAAAAGGAAAAAUUAUCUAGAACCAACUUUCUUGAUUGGGAGAUGAAUAUUAAGAUUGUUCUCGAAUGCGAGAAAAAGCUCUACGUCUUUACCUUCGAGCCUCCCAAAGCUCCUGAAGCGAACGCCCGUGCUACAGAAAUUACUUCGUACCGAAAGUAUAAAGAUGAGGCACGCGAUGUGAGAUGUCUCAUGCUAGCCACCAUGACCCUGGGGCUCCAAAGGCUCCACAAGGACAUGGAAGCUCAUCCUAUGAUGACUCGCCUGAAAGUUGGUCCCCACGUUCUCAAGAUGAUCGGUCAUAUCGAAACUCUUAAAAAACUGGACGCCCCAUUGCACCCCAUGCUGGCAACUGAUCUCAUCUUGGGAUCACUACCAGCUGAGUAUAGUCAAACUGCAGUGAACUUCUACAUGAACAAACUAGAGAUGACUAUGCGUGAGCUGCUGAAAUUCCUCACAACUACUAAGGAGAGUUUAGGGAAGGGGAAGGGUAAGUCUGUCCUGAUGGUAGAGGGCAGUAAUGUUACGAAGAAGAGUGGGCCACGUUCGCCGACCGGGACCAAGCACAAGGGUUCUAAGAAACCCAAGCCAGCGUCCAGCUCAUCUUUGUUAAAACCCAUACAAGGAGUUGAGAAGAAGUCUGCUGCAUGCUAUUAUUCUGGUAAAAAGGGCCACUAGAGGCGCAACUAUGCAAAAUUACUUGCAGAGAGGAAAGAGGGAAAGAAACCUCAAACCUCAAGUAUCUUGGUUAUUGA